GGAAAUGCUUAAGGAAAGAGGAGUGGCACCAUUCUCAAAAUGGGAUAAGGAACUGCCAAAGAUAGUAUUUGAUCCCCAUUUUAAGGCCAUCCCAAGUCAAUCGGCAAGAAGGGCCUUGUUUGAACACUAUGUUAAGGCAUGUGCUGAGGAGGAACGUAAGGAAAAACAAGCAGCUCAGAAGGCUGUAAUAGAGGGAUUCAAGCAGUUACUUGAAGAAGCAUUAGAGGAUAUUGACCACAACACUGAUUAUCAGACAUUCAGAAAGAAAUGGGGCAGUGAUCCACGGUUUGAGGCGUUAGACCGCAAGGAUCGAGAGCUGUUAUUGAAUGAAAGGUAUCAUUUAAUGAGGAGAAUAUAGCUUGAGCUCUUUUUCAGCAUCACAUCUUUCAUCCUUGUGCA
Molecule: messenger RNA, 399 nt
Organism: Pistacia vera
Lineage: Eukaryota; Viridiplantae; Streptophyta; Magnoliopsida; Sapindales; Anacardiaceae
Product: pre-mRNA-processing protein 40C-like
Exons: 3
Coding region: 5-358 (117 amino acids)
Cellular component (GO): nucleus
Molecular function (GO): transcription coregulator activity; RNA polymerase binding
Source: RefSeq, a predicted model, not a curated record